AUGUUGUCAACAUCCUUACGCCGGGCGGCAUGGACCCCCAUGUCGCUUCCCGGGAUAACUCGCUCGAGUCAAAAUCUCACCAGCAGCUUGCUCGGCGCAACCCGACCUCUGCACCAAUGCCGGUAUUCCUCAUCCUCCAAACCGCCCGUCCCGCCCAGCGAUGGCUCCCGACGAAUGGACACCUCUGCCCCGGCAAAGGGGGUCAACUCGUCUAACGAAAAGAGUAAGGCUAACCGCCGUCGGGGGAAGGACAGCUCUGCCCGAAACGGAUCUUCAAAGUCUAGCCAGCAUGCCGCAUUUUCCAACCUCCCAAGUGUUCCAUCGACACAGCACCGACAGCCACAUGAUGUCCAUGUAGCAUCGUUCUUCUCCAUCCACCGGCCAAUCUCAGUGACGACCACUGUCCCCCCAACCUCGACUACCGAUGCCUUCGAAGCGAUAUUCUCGUCAAAGCGGCCGCUGAAGAACGAACCACAGGACGUCAUCUUUACUCUUUCCUCGGCCGUGCAGUCGAUGGAAACUGGCCCUCAGGGUAUGUCAGAAUCCGAAGACCAGUUCCGAAGCUUCAGCGAACAGGACGGUGAACUACGUAUGCUGGAUGGUCCCGACGCCAAGAUGUCCGUGGAGGAAUUCACCCGUCGUCUUCGCCCAUUCCAGCCUCCUCCCCCGCCCGUCCCCAUGGACAUGUCCACUGCCGAGUCCACCGAUGCUCAGAUCAACAACGAGUACCAGACAUACUCGACCGUACUGACUAUCCGCGAGGCUCGCCACGCGGAUGGCCGCAAGACCUACGAGGCGCACACUGGACCUUUCGUUCGCAGUGGAGAGAUGGAGGACCCAUCUGAUAUGCGCGACGAGAUCUCCAUCGAGGCGCCCUCUGAUUCUGCCCCAGGCAUGACAUACAUGGAGCGUCUGCGCAACAACCACACCAUGCAUGCCAUCAGUACCAUGAGACGGCGCAAGGCUAAGAUGAAGAAGCACAAGUUCAAGAAGCUGAUGAAGAGAACGCGUACCCUGAGACGGAAACUCGACAAGUAG
Molecule: messenger RNA, 1038 nt
Organism: Penicillium coprophilum
Lineage: Eukaryota; Fungi; Ascomycota; Eurotiomycetes; Eurotiales; Aspergillaceae
Product: mitochondrial 37S ribosomal protein mS38
Exons: 2
Coding region: 1-1038 (345 amino acids)
Biological process (GO): mRNA processing
Cellular component (GO): mitochondrion
Source: RefSeq, a predicted model, not a curated record